GCCUGGUUGAAAACAGUACAAAGUGUUGGAGGCCUUCCUUUUGAGAGAAUGUGGGUUACAAAAGCUAGCCCUGGAGAGGAUAAUGGGGAUUAUGGAUCAUUAAUUGUGGGUUUCUCAAGCACUGGAUUCACAGCAAUAAUUAGACGUUUUUAUCGCUCGGCUGGAAGCAGUAUAUCACGUCCGCGUUCAGUCGCUGCCAUAUUGGCUCCUCCACUCUGUGGAAGCAUUGCUGCGCUGUCCUGGCAUUACCUCGUGUCUAAUCCAAUCAAGACACGCAAACUCAGGUGUGCAGCAUGUGCAUCAAUAAGGGGAUCUUUAAUUCUUGUACUCAAUGGCUGUCUGUUGCCAUCAUUUCUAACUGCUUUGUUAUAUUUUAAGAGGAACCCAAGUUUACAACAACCAGUUGCCGCGACUUUUCUAGACUUCUGUUACAAUCCAUAUCUCGGUCGAUCAAAGCCGUAUGUAAUUGGCCUUGGUGCUUUCCAGGUUGUACUUGGCUAUGGACUGGCCAGCUGGAUUUAUACGGAGGAAUUUAUUAAAACAAGAAAUAACAAAAAGAAGCUGUAAGGAAGUCAAGGAUUUCACAUACCUUUGUUGUGAAAAGUAAACACAGUUACUAGACUAGUGAAACGGCUUUUGAAAUUUAUGGUUUGACCUUACGAAGUAUUGUAAGAGCCCAUUAAGCAGCCAGCCUAGUAGCCCACCAGCUAAUUUUAGAAACCCAGGGGAGCUAUUAAUUCCAUGAUC
Molecule: messenger RNA, 747 nt
Organism: Porites lobata
Lineage: Eukaryota; Metazoa; Cnidaria; Anthozoa; Scleractinia; Poritidae
Source: the annotation of a GenBank genome assembly